Messenger RNA from Doryrhamphus excisus (bluestripe pipefish), 7029 nucleotides. RefSeq names its product family with sequence similarity 184 member B (gene fam184b). The record is from RefSeq and is a predicted model, not a curated record. NCBI's taxonomy places the organism in Eukaryota, Metazoa, Chordata, Actinopteri, Syngnathiformes, Syngnathidae.
GGCUCAGUCUCCGGUAAUGUUCGGCGGGUUACACACGCCCCUCUCCGCCCCUGCUUGGAGACAGGUGGUUGGCGUCCAUGCCACCAUCCUCCCUCGCCUAGUGUAACAAAUACCUUCUGGCACCCAGGCAAAGGCUCGCUCGCAGCGUCAGCGAGCGCGUCCCCGAUGGACUUCCAGCGUAUAACCUCCGCGAUCACCGGCCGGAGGGCAGCUGGAGUAGGGGGCCGCAACCGGAACGCUCAAGGAGGGGAGCCCCGCCGAUCUACUCCUCGAAUGCUUUCCAGCCAAUCCCUCCAGCAGCCGUUCAUGGGAGGGGGCCUACCGACGGAGGAAUGAGAUGCACGAGUGAAAAGUUGACACGAUUUUUAGGCGGGGUUCUGCGUGUGACAGGCGGCGGGAUCAUUUCUGAUUAUCCACCCGAGCUUGGAAGUUGUUCCCUGGAGAGGAGACGGGUGUCAAAAUGGCUUCGGGCGCCGGGAAGGCUGUACAGACCCCGGGGCAGGGCUCAGCCGUCAAUGGGAAUGCGGCAGAGUUCCAGAACGUCGAGCAGGAGCAGCACGACUUCCAGAUGCACAACAAAAUGUGCAAGAAGAUUGCUCAGCUCACUAAGGUGAUUUAUUCCCUCAAUAUGAAGAAUGAGGAACAGGAGGCGGCCCUGCAGUCCUUGAACCACGCCCACGACGAGGAGCUACACCGCAUCCUGAUGGAGACAUGUCACGAGGGGGAGGGGUCGGCGCUGAGGACACGACUCCUUCAGCUGCAGGAGUCUCUGGAUGAGCAGCAGAGGGUUGGAGCGCAGGUACAAGCCGACUUUGAGUGCUUCCGCAUGCAUUCAGAAGAGAGAGAGCGGGAAACUGAAGCCGAACUGAGAAGAGAUUUUGAAGACAGGCUCCAGGCUGCAGAGGAGGACCUUCAGGAGGCCAGGUCCCACAUCAGCACCGCUCAGGAGGAGAACAAGCGACUGAGCAAAGAACUGGAAGAAGCCGAGGAGAGGAUCCAAGAGUUGAGUAACAAAUGUGAGGUGCUGCAGAGAGAUGCCAAGGAAGAAAAAGAAGAGGACAAGGACGAGGAUGAGGCAAAAAGAACGAAAAAUGAGGUGUCCCAAAGAGUAAAGGGACUCUUGGAGGAAGUCAACAUGCUGAAGGAGGAAAAGCAUCAAAGGGAGGAGGAGAACAGGAGAGCGGCGGAAGAGGAAAAGGAACAAUGGGAGCAAAAGAUAGAAGAGGAGAAGGAGACCUUGAGGAAGAAGAUGGAGGCUGAAUGGCGGGAGGAGCAGCGCAAGUGGGAAGAGAGGGAGGAAGAGGAGAAGAAAGGAAUGCACAGCGCUUUAAGAGAAAGAGUAAAGAGGGCCGAGGCAGAGGUGGAGAGCCACCUGGAGAGGUUGGCGGAGAGCACAAGGAACACCGUCAAACUGCAGGAGCGCAUUCAGAACCUGGAGGAAGAGCUGGAACUCAAUCGGAAGCGAGUGUCCGAGGCUGAGGGCGCGGCUAAACGGGCAGAGGAGGAGCUUGCUGUGGCCAAAGAGAGACUGCUGCUGCAAGAAGAUGAGCUGCAGACAAGAGCAGAGGAGCUGCUCAAUGUGGGAUGCAAGGUGUGUGUGUGCGCUGAUGUGGAGGACCUCAAGAGCCAGCUAAGUCGUCUGCAGAGUAGAAACAGAGAGUUGGAGCUACAGAGCAGUGGCAGGAACAAUGACCACGCCCGACAGAUCCGCCAGCAUGCAGAGGCCCUGUCCACAUUGCGUUCCGAGAUGGUGAGAGCCCAGACCGAAGAGCUUCGCCGCAUCCAAAAGCACGCGGACGAUGAACGAGACAAACUGCAACGGGAGAUGGACAAGGAGCGAGAGAACCUGCAGAAGGAACGAGAACAAGAAAAGAGUCACUUGGAGAAGGAGAGGAACCGACUGCGGCGAGAGAGAGACGAGGAGAAGGAUGCAGCGCGAAAAGAGGCAGAGGAGGUCAGAGAACAACUGAGGAGAGAAAAAGAGGAGGAGGUAGAGCUUCUACGCAAGGAACUGAACGUGGAACGGGUCAGAGUCCGCUCCCAACUGGACAAGCGCUUGGAGCAGGUGGAGGUGCAGAGAGCUGGCAUGCAGCAGAAGCUGGAGGAGGAGAAAAGGAGGUUGGUGGAGAAGGCAGACGAGGACAGGAAGCGACUGAAGGAGCAGGUGCGCAAGGCCAUCGAGGAGGUGAUGAGGAGACAUGCGGCUGAAGUGAACAACAUCCAAGAAGCUCUGAGCUCUGAGAAGAAGACCAACCAAGAGGUGUGUGCACAUCUAGAGGAGGAGAGGAGAAGAACCGGGGAUCUUCAUGACACACUGGAGAGGGAACGAGAUGAACAUGAGACAAAGAUUAAAGAUGCCAACAAUGAGAUCUUCCGUUUGAAGACUGUCAUCCAACAACAAGAAGAGAAAGACAAAGUAGCAUCAGGGGCAGCGCCCCCAUGUGGACCGCGGUGCUUACGCUUGCAGGACGAUCUGCAGCACAGCCAAAGUCGUUUGACUGCGAUGCAGGAGGAAGCGGAGAAGCAGCGGGAAAAACAGCAAAGAGAGAUCGCCUCCCUCAAGGCAGACAAACACCGGCUAGAGGAGAAAGUUCUAGAACAGAGUCGACUGACCACAGAGAGGAAUAUUUUAGAGCAGAGUCAGCGGAACACAGAGGACCGCAUCAGGGCAGAAUGUGAAGAUCGCCUCAGAGCGGAGUUCCGCAUCGAGAUGAACGCUGCCGUGGCUGAGAGCGAGCAGAGGUGGCAGAACCAGGAGCAGGAGCUGCAUAGUCAGAUCGCUGAUCUGCAGAGUCAGCUGGAUGAGAUGCAGACAGAGAAAAACAAAGAAAGCCCUGAGAACGAUUCCCGCGUCAACCCUGAGAUUGACAAGCUGAAGAAAGAGGUCCAGGAGACCAAGGAGAUCAACAAGAAGCUGAGGGAACGGCUGCAGGAACCUCAAUGUCAGUCAUUAGUUGAGGAGCGACAGAGUCAUGCCGUGCAACUGCAAGCCAUGGAGAGACAAGCCAAAGAAGAUGUUCUGUCCGAGAGGAACCGACUACAGACCAUGCACCAUCUGGAGUUAGAUAAGCAGCGAGCAGAGCUGACCCAGCAGCACACAGAGUGGAGCAGACAGAUGACCCAGAGACAUAUGCAGCAGAUUGAAGACCUUCAGGCACAGCUACAGGCACACACGCAGAUGAUGGCACUGCAACAAGACCUGAAGCAGCAGAACCAGAACCAAGUGUUUGAGAGGCAGCUGGAUGAGAGUCGUUGCGCCAUGUUGGAGCUUCAGAGAGAGAAUGCGACACUCAAGAAGCAAUUACAGGAGAAGGGUAUUUCCAUUCGUCCUUGUCUUUACAGAUCCAUUCAAGCCAACCCCAAAGUCGAAGAGAAAGAAGAAGACAACGUGGAAUUGCGAAAGACCAGAGAUGCCCGCCUGGAAGAAGAAGCACAGAGGCUGAAAGAGGAAGUGGAGAAGCUGAGGGUGGAGAUGGAGAAACUGGAGGAGUCACAGAAACUGUGGGAGGAAAGGAAAGAGGAGGAUGAUAAAGAGGAGGAAGGGGAGCAGGAGAAUAAGAAGAAACCAGCAAAUGAGGAGGAGCGAGAGGGGGAUGAGAGCAGGAGAAAAGAGCUGGAGGAGAUCAGGAAGGAGCACAAGAAAGAGAUUCAGAAUUUGGUGUGUGAAUACAACGGUGCUCAGAUGCACCUGCAGGCUCGUAUCGUCGCUUUGGAGAACGAGCUGCGUGAGCGGGAGGAGCGAUGUCGGAGGAGAGAACCUCGAUGCGAUGACCUCCAGCUGGGGAAACUUCAGGAGAGAUUGGCAGAAAGAGAUCAGCUCAUUAAACGAUUAGUGGAAGAACGGCAUCAGCUGCAGCUCCACCACCCUGUUGUUGGGGACAACAGCAGCUCCAGGCCCCGGGACAGCAAGCCCUGCCCCGGGAGCACCACGCCAACAAUGAGGACAAAGCAUACGGCGUCGCCUCCUCGUGGAAGCACCAUCUCCUGCUCGGGUGCUUACGACCGCCUCCCUCCUUACUCAUCGUCGUCUUCCACCCUGCCUCACCAGUCCACCUCCCACGCUCACAGCUCCCCCCACUACUCCACCUCGUCUCUUCCACACAAGCACACCUCCCUCUCCCUCAGCCGACAUUCCUCCCCCUCUCUGCCCCGCUCCCCGAGAUCCCGAACCUCCUGCGUCCCUCCCACGCCGGCACCCACCGCCCCGCUACCCGUCUGCCCCUCUCCACAGACAGGCAUUCGCUACGUGUCGCCAUCCUGCCAGGAGCCAUAUGCGUAUCUGCAGGCGCAAUCUAUCAGGGGGCCUUACGUGGAGCAGAGAGGGACUGAAGCGCUAAAACAGGAGUGGUUUACCAAAUACUUCUCCUUCUGAGCACAACUCAACAGUUCAUUGCUUCUGCAGCCUGUGUGAGUGUGUGUGUGUGUGUGCUCUUCCCAACAUCCAUCUGGGAACUCCACCGAUUUUACACAUGGACAAAAGUGGACAAAGACAAAUCAAAAUGGAUUGCAGGGCUGAGAAGGAACAACGCAAUGCUGAAAGCAAAGAGAUGCUCCAGUUGCAUUGUAGGUAAUGUAGUAUGCUGACAUCAUUUCUAUACUGUAUGUAUAUCUGGUUUGUUGCAUUGAUUUUGAAGAUGAUAUAUGGAGCAUUGUGAGAGAUACUAUAAAAUCGGUGGAGUGCUCUCAGAACAGACCCAUGGGCUCAUCACCAGCAAGGCCAUCUCCGACAUUGCCUCAAACCUCAACCAAAAAGUGCUUCUCAAAAAAAAAAAAAGGAAAAAAAAUCUGACCUCUUCUGGGCCUCCUGGAUCUUGUUUGUGUGGUUUGAAAUGUCUCCAUGUUUUGUUUUGUUUUUGUAAAGCAGUCUUCCUUUUUAAAAAUUUGCUUCAAUGUUAUCACACGGUUAUUGAAGGCAAAUCUGUCCAUAUCGCCAUGUCUUCUACUAUGGAGGCAUUCCACGUAUCCAAUCAAGAUCCGCAUUAAUACCACACACACACACUUCUCACCAUACCAAAAUGAAGCUUGUUUUGAUGCAAAAAUGUAAGAUAGUCUUAAUGAACAAAUUGAAUAAAUAUUUUGUUUUUCUACUUGAUGCUUCUUCAUGUGCUGCUCAGUCCAAAUGGACGUUCCUUAAUAAGCACUAUUAACACCCAUAAUCCAAAUUAGUAUGGUAUUAAACCAUCCAUUUUGGAUGGUUUUGAGGUAGGCAUUGGAAUUAAAGCAAAAAUAAAGUUACCGGGGUUGGUAUUGAUGUGCUAUUGAAACAGGGGGCAUGUUUGGAAUGCAAAACUGAACUGCAGGAUGUUUUUGUAGAAAUGUGUUGUUCAGUACGUUGGAAUGAGGCUGAUUGCCGUUCCAUUUGUUACUGUGAUGGACAAAACCAUCAAAUCAUCAUUAAAACAUCACAUAAUACAAGUGACUGUUGGAGAUGUUAUCAAUGAACGACCCAUUCUGCUUUAUCAUUAACAUAUAAAUAUUAAACUGAUAAUCUCCUUGGCUCAUGAAGAGCUCCUCGUCCUUUAAUAUAUCACACAUACACAUGCCCAAGGUCUAAGGUCAAAUAAGUCCCCCACUAUGUAGCUGUUGUCUGGGGAGACACAAGCACCAGACUAGAUUGCCAGGACAGGCUUUUAUUGCAUGCCUGAAUCAUCUCAAAACAGGCCCAAUAAUCCCUUAUAAAAACAUGUGCUAUUGAAAAAGGGGGCAUUUUUUGAGUGCUUCUGUUGCACAACUGAACUUCAGGAUGUUUUGGUAGAAAUGUGUCAGUUCCUUUUGCGUGUUCUUGGUGCCCCUUCCUCCCGUUCCACGAUACCUCAUGGCAAGCAGCUUGGAGCACAGGUAGUGGAGCCACAGCACGUUGGAAUGAGGCUGGUAGCUGUUCCAGUCGUUACUGUGAUGGACAAAAACAUCAAAUCAUCAUUAAAACGUCACAUAAUACAAGUGAUUGUUUGAGAUGUUAUCAAUAACCGACCCGUUCUCCUCUCUCAUUAACCGAUAUAUAUCAAACUGGUAAUCUCCUUUGCCCAUGAAGAGCUCCUCGUCAUUGGAGAUGUCGCAGGAUACUGUGAGACCAUCUGGAGAGGGAGAGAUAAGCGUACAAUGCAGUCAUUUUAACUCGCAAUCAAACAUAUAAGUCGACAUCUGAAGAACUCAACUGACCAAUUUCCAGUCUGGAGAGAGAGUAGUCAAUGAUGCGCACAAGAACACCUUUUGUUUCCAGAGUGUGGACUGUUCCAUUCAAGAGGUAGCUCCCAGUCUUCUCUUUUGUUGUUUUAACCAGGACGUUGCCCCAGUGGAGAUCCCUUUGCAAAGAAAGCACAGGUUGACAGAGCCUCUAAAAAACAUCCACAACAUAUUUGCUUUCUUGUAGUUGCCGGAGAGAACUGUAUACAUACAAAAUGUGCUUACAGCAAAGGCAGUGUUGUUAUAUAUCAUUUCCUUUUUAGCAAACAUUUUCACCCCUUGCUUUUUUCCCAUUUUUUUUGCUAUUUCCCUUUUCUCAAACUUUAUCAAAAAGCUUUUCUUUUCUUUUUUCGAUUCUUAGGGCAUUCAUUCGCAAUGUCUUGACAUUGCAUUCAUCUAGUUUAUGGAAUGGAAUACUGUUCUGGCAGUAUUCCAUUCUGGAAAUUUGAAAGUGACGGCAAACUUUGUGUGUGUGUGUUUACUUCGGUCAAAAAAAUAUAUAAAAAAAUAAUAAAAAUAAAAAAAUAAUAAUAAAAAAAAAAACGAAACUGAAAAAUUUUAGUCCCUUACACUUCCUGUAUUUUGAAUAAGUUCAAAAUAAGAGCAUGCCCCAGUACCACAUGCAGUUAAGCCACUCAUUUAGUCCACACUUUCCACUCAAACAGACAGUUUUCACUCAGAAAACUGAGUUAGAGCAGCCUAUCUCAUUCAAAAGAGAAUAAAUCUCACCCAUAUUCAACUCUUGUUGUUAUGUUUCCCCACAUACAGUGAAGAAAAUAAGUAUUUGAACACCCUGCUAUUUUGCUAUUUCUCCCACUUAGAAAUCAUGGAGGGGUCUGAAAUUUU